This is a messenger RNA of Leptinotarsa decemlineata (Colorado potato beetle), 1740 nucleotides long. RefSeq lists its product as uncharacterized. Gene Ontology annotation, molecular function: nucleic acid binding. NCBI's taxonomy places the organism in Eukaryota, Metazoa, Arthropoda, Insecta, Coleoptera, Chrysomelidae. Gene Ontology annotation, biological process: DNA integration. The record is from RefSeq and is a predicted model, not a curated record.
AUGUUAGAUAUUGUUAUCCGUUCCAAUACUCAUGAGAAUUUCAGACUCAAGGUGUCUUGUGCAAUACUCCCGGUAAUCACUUCCAAAUUACCUAGAAUUCCGCUAAACAAAAAUAGGUUGAAUAUUCCGUCAGAAUUCAGACUUGCUGAUCCAAAAUUUCACAUUCCAUCCGAUGUGGAUGUUCUCCUGGGCGCUGACGCCUAUUACGACAUUUUACUGCCACAAAUCCACAGGCUAGGUCCCAAACUUCCUACCCUUCAGCUGACGAGGCUCGGCUGGAUUAUUGGAGGACAAUUGCCUCCUCAGAGGGUUCCGAAACAAGGCAAGGUUUCACUCCUUUGCCAAAAUGCCUGCGAAUCCACAGAUUCAUUAGGUGAAAUUCUUUCUAGAUUCUGGGAAUUCGAAGAGCUUCCAGAGUCUAAGUUCUUAUCAGCAGACGAAGAGCUUGCUGAACAAAUUUUUAUUCAAACGCAUGUGCGUCUCAAAGAUGGUACGUUCCAAGUAGAUUUUCCGUUCAAUUGCCCCACUGAGAAGAUUCCUCUUGGGGAUUCCUUCCAUAUCGCAGAAAGGCGAUUUACCAAUUUAGAGAAACGGCUCCAAAAGAAUCAAGAAUUAUUUUCCACUUAUAAAAAUUUCAUUGAUGAAUAUGUGUCAUUGAAACAUGCCACAUAUGUUCCAUUCAAUUCCACUGACAAAUCCGCUGAGAUAAAAUAUUUCCUUCCGCAUCACUGCGUUAUCAAGGAGUCCAGUGAAACCACGAAACUCAGAGUAGUUUUCGAUGGCUCCACUAAAACUUCUACUGGAUUUUCUUUGAAUGAUCUUCUACACAAGGGUUAUCAAGUACAGCCAGAAUUGUAUGAUAUAUUUUGCCGUUUCCGUCAGCAUUCUUAUGUCCUGACCUGCGACAUUGAGAAAAUGUACCGCCAGGUUAAAAUGAAUCCAUCGCAAAGACAUCUCCAGAACAUCCUGUGGAGAAACUCCCCCCAAGAAGAGCUAAAAUGCAUUCAACUUUCCACCGUGACUUAUGGGGUCACUUCCUCCUCUUUUUUAGCAACUAGAGUUCUGAAGGAGCUCGCUUCCAAUUGUAAAGGUUUCCCGUUAGCCAAAAAGGCAUUAUUGAAACAGACGUACGUGGACGAUGUGCUCCAUGGCACAGAUUCCCUUUCCGAGUUAGAAGAUUCUUAUCAUCAACUCAAUAGUUUGUUAAAUUCUGCAGGUUUUAAACUGCACAAGUGGUCAUCCAAUUCUUCACAGUUCAGAGAAAAAUAUUGUGAAGAUCCGGAUCCAAUCAAAUACGAAAUUAAAAUGGAAGACAACCCUAGCAAGGUGUUAGGUUUAUCUUGGAAUCCCUGUUCUGACAACUUAGCAGUUUCUCUACCGAAAAUUUCUUGUAAUGAUACUCCUUCUAAGCGCAAGGCGUUAUCAAUCACUGCUCAAAUGUUUGACCCGGUAGGCUUUCUGGGCCCGUUCAUAGUUCUUGCUAAAAUUUUCCUGCAAAAACUUUGGUUAGCAAAAAUCUCCUGGGACGAACCGCUUCCUGUUGAAUUGUUCCAAGAAUGGAAUGGAUUCAUCGAUUCAAUUGAAUCCCUAAAAUUUCUUAAAAUUCCUCGAUGUUUAUUUCCCUCAAAGUCCAUUGUACAAAUCCAAAUCCACGGGUUCGCUGACAGCAGCGACGUGCUUACGGUGCCUGUUUGUACUUCAGAACUACUUAUUCCGACGAUACCGUCACAUCUCUCUUAG